Molecule: messenger RNA, 639 nt
Organism: Hippopotamus amphibius kiboko
Lineage: Eukaryota; Metazoa; Chordata; Mammalia; Artiodactyla; Hippopotamidae
Product: U1 small nuclear ribonucleoprotein C-like
Exons: 4
Coding region: 46-639 (197 amino acids)
Biological process (GO): spliceosomal snRNP assembly; mRNA 5'-splice site recognition; mRNA splicing, via spliceosome
Cellular component (GO): U1 snRNP; nucleus
Molecular function (GO): pre-mRNA 5'-splice site binding; zinc ion binding
Source: RefSeq, a predicted model, not a curated record
UUUCCCCACACUGUCCUCCCCGCGCUGUUUUGUCUAUUUGUUUAUAUGAGGGCCUCCACCAAUGCUGUAAGAGCAGGAAUGUGGCCAUUCGAUCAUUGGCUUCUCGGCGGUCUAGUAUUUGCUCAGUGGAACGGAGUUGCCAACGGGCUGCAGAACAACAUGCCUAAGUUUUAUUGUGAAUACUGCAAUGCAUACCUCACCCGUGACUCCCCAUCUGUGAGAAAGACACACUGCAGUGGUCGGAAACACAAAGAGAAUGUGAAAGACUACUAUCAGAAAUGGAUGGAACGGCAGGCUCAGAGUCUGACUGACAGAACCACCGCUGCAUUUCAACAAGGAAAGAUACCUCCAACUCCAUUCUCUGCUCCUCCUCCUGCAGGGGCAACGAUCCCACCUCCCUCCCAGUCUCCUGGUCCUCCUCGCCCUGAGAUGAUGCCAGCACCCCACAUGCGGGGCCCUCCCGUGAUGCCAGUGAUGGGCCCUCCUCCUCCUGGGAGGAUGCCAGUGGGACCUGCUCCUGCAAUGAGGCUGCCUAUGGGAGGCCACUUGCCAAUGAUGCCUGGGCCCCCAGUGAUGAGACCUCCUGCCUGUCCCAUGAUGGUGCCCACCUGGCCGGGAAUGACUCAACCAGACAGAUAA